AUGGGCGUGCGGCCGGAAAAUACUUUUGUGUCGGUUUUGAACAUAUUCACCUCGAGGCGUGAAGAUCUACUAGAAAUGUCGUCAGCAGGAGCAACUCGUAAAUGUGCUCAUUCCAUUCGCGCCAUUCAAACUCACAGACAAGAAAGUACGAAAGCCGGCGAAAAACAAAGUCUGCCGUGGCUCCCUAAUGUUGCGAAUCAUCUCACGCUUACUCUGGUGGUUGAACACACAACACAACGCUUACUCUGGUUGGAAGCACACGCCGAUGUAAAUGGCGAGCUUGACUAG
Molecule: messenger RNA, 288 nt
Organism: Plasmopara halstedii
Lineage: Eukaryota; Oomycota; Peronosporomycetes; Peronosporales; Peronosporaceae
Exons: 2
Coding region: 1-288 (95 amino acids)
Source: RefSeq, a predicted model, not a curated record